CACAAUUUAUCCAUUAAUCGAAUUUUUCUCGAAAUGACUCUCAUCAAUAUAUUAUCCGUAACGAUUUCCUUGGUAUCUUAUCUAUUUCUCUUUCAAAAUGGAGAUGCUGUCGAUGUAGGCGUACAAGUUGGUGGUUUAGGUGUUCAAGGAAGGGUGGGGAUUGGUGGCGGUGUCAGAGCAGGACUAGCUGUUGAUGGUGCACGUGAUCUGCUGAGAGUGAAACGAUUAGGUCGUUUGCCUAAUCGUCGAAUUGGCGCCAGAAUUAUUGGUGGACGUGUAAUCAAUGCAGAAAUACGUGGUGUUGGUGGUGUUAGUGGUGUUAGUGGUGGUGAAAGUAGUUCACGAACUGUUCGAAGAAAAGUAGUCAUAGAACCAGGUGAAGAUGAUUUUGAAGAAACAAGGAGAAGAGUUGUCAAGAGAAGAGAAAUUGAAGAGCCUCCUGCUGAAGAAGAAACAUCGUCAGAAACACGUAGACGAACAAUUAAACGAACUGUUAUUGAAGAUGAUGGUGACUGGGAUUAUUAAUUAUUAAUUAGUUCAAGUGGGGAAACAAUAAAAAAACUGUCAAGAAA
Molecule: messenger RNA, 572 nt
Organism: Schistosoma turkestanicum
Lineage: Eukaryota; Metazoa; Platyhelminthes; Trematoda; Strigeidida; Schistosomatidae
Source: the annotation of a GenBank genome assembly